Oreochromis niloticus (Nile tilapia) is the source of this 3192-nucleotide messenger RNA. RefSeq names its product protein unc-119 homolog B. Gene Ontology annotation, cellular component: cilium. The transcript is spliced from 5 exons. Gene Ontology annotation, molecular function: lipid binding. Gene Ontology annotation, biological process: nervous system development; cilium assembly; lipoprotein transport. Bases 231 to 968 code for a protein of 245 amino acids. Lineage: Eukaryota; Metazoa; Chordata; Actinopteri; Cichliformes; Cichlidae. The record is from RefSeq and is a predicted model, not a curated record.
UGGAAGUCUCGGGGAAGUUCCACACUCUCCUUCAGUUCACCGGGCUCUGGGCUCGCCAAGCGGGUUGUCAUGGCAACUGUACAGCAUGCGCUUGCAAAAACAAGAGCUUGACCAUUCACCCACCGCUCUCUCGACAUUCGACAUCCACGGCGCCAUCUUCUUCUUCUUCUUUUUCAAGCCUUUAGAUAGGCUCUCGUUUAAAUAGGAGGGAAGCUGAGGAGAACGGGAGGAUGAGCGGAGCCAAAUCCCGCGGCGACCAGCCUGUUGCUGAAAAUGUCACCAGCGGCGGGCACGGCACUGCGGCUCCUCCGCGGGACCGCAAGACAGGCGGAGGAGUUCUGAAGAGGCUCAAGUCCCGAAGGAGCCAGCAGGUGGACGGGAGGGCCGUAACGGAGGAAGACCUCCGGGCACAGACUGGACACAUCACCCCGGAGGACGUGCUGGGGCUUCGAGUAGCUACUCGAGGGUACCUCUGUAAACCUGAGGACAAUAUUUACAACAUCGAAUUUGUCCGCUUCAAGAUCAGAGACCUGGAGACAGACACGGUCCUAUUUGAGAUUGCCAAACCCCCACAUACAGAUGAUGAUGAGGAGAACAGAGAGUCAGACGCCAGCACAGGCCGGUUUGUACGCUACCAGUUCACCCCAGCGUUCCUGCAGCUGCGGACCGUGGGAGCCACGGUGGAAUUCACGGUUGGGAACCGGCCUCUAAGCAAUUUUCGCAUGAUCGAAAGGCACUACUUCCGUGAUCACCUGCUGAAGAGCUUUGAUUUUGACUUUGGCUUCUGCAUCCCAAACAGCCGUAAUACCUGUGAGCAUAUCUAUGAGUUCCCUCAGCUGUCUGAGAGCCUGGCAGGACUUUUGCUGGCGACGUCAUUACUGAUGAACACAUGGGCAGCUUGCCAAAAGGUAUUUGUAGUUUUAUUAAGCCAGACCUCCCAGACAACCUCAAUUCCAAAAGAGUUGUGACACUGUCAAAUGUAAAUAAAAACAGAAUGCAAUGAUUUGCUCCUAUAUCUGCUAUACCAAUAUUUUAUUCACUGAAGAACAUAGAAAGCAUAUCAAAUGUUUACAAUUUAAAAAAAAAUACAAUUUUAAGAAAAAAAAAAGAGAUCCUUUUAAAUUUGAUGACAGCAGCACAUCUCUAAAAUGUGUUACACGAUCAUUUAUGGACUGCUGGUUUUAACAACAGUCCAUAAAUGAUCUCUGGGAACUGAGGAAACCAGGUGCUGGACCUAAAUGUUAUCCUAUUCUUAUCUAAUAUAGAAAUCUAGUUAUUGAGCAGUCCCAAAUAACUACAUUAUAACUAGAAACUUUGUUGCAAUUUCAAUUUUAUGAUGUAUUAAAUGGUUUCAGUUGGUGAGAAGUCUUCGACAAUGAAGCCAUGCUGUUGUAAUAGACACAGUACACAGUUUAUCAUUGUCUUGCCGGAAUAUCCAAGGAUUUCACUGAAGAAGACGUCGUCUGGAUGGGAGGAUACGUUGCACUAAAACUUGUAUAUACCUUUUAGCUUUGAAGGUGUCUUUUUCCAGACGUGCAAGCUGCUAAUUCAGUAGGCAUUAAUGCACCCCCAUACCAUUAGAGAUGCAGGGUUUGGAACUGAAAACAAUCCAGAUGUUCCCUCUUCAGCAUUUCUUGAUCAUGUGCACAUUAUAGCUUUGUCUUUACUUGAUAGCACUUUAACCUGAGUUUGUGGAUAGCACAGUGAACUGUGUUUACAGACAGUGAUUUCUGGAAGUAUUCCUGAGUCCAUGAUUUCCAGAAUAGAAUCAUGCCUGUUUUUAAUGCAGCGCUGCCUGAAGGCUUGAAGGCCAUUGUCCACUGCGCACGGAGAUUUCUCCAGAUUUUUUGAAUCUUGAUGAUAUUACGUACUGUAGAUGAUGAUAUAUUUAAAGUCUUCACAUCUUUACACUGAGCAACAUUAUUCUGAAACUGCUCAGUGUUCAAUUGUUCAGUGUUUUUCUGUAGAUUGGUGAACCUCUGCCAAUCUUUACUUUUGAGACACUCAUGCAGUCAUGCAGGUCACGGUAAUCUAAGGAGCUCGGAAGGAAAAGCGACCGGACUUCUUUAGGUUUCUUGAAGACAGCUCCCAUUAGGGCUUAAAUACCUGGGACUCUCCACCAUUUGGUCUUAGAACUGAAGAAGCUUUUCGGAUGAGAGGUGUAACGUCUUCAGGGAAGUUAAACAAGUCCAGAGGCUUUUCUUUCCAACCUCUGCCUCUCUUUUUAUGCCCAGUCAUGUUGCUGACCUGCUACCACUUUAGCAGGUCAGUCAGAAAAUAUUUUUUUUAGUACCACUUAUUUUCCCAGGCUUUUGUUUGCCCCCAUCCCAACAUGUUUUUUAGAUAGACUCUGAAAUAAAUUUUACAGAGUGUUGUGUUUUUGGAAAUGCGGCUCUAAUUGUAUCCAGAACAUCACACAGAUUCUCUGUAUGAGACAUUAUGUCAUUUUCUUCAACACUUGGCCAUGGUUUAGGUUUUUAAUCCUGGCUUAAUACUAUAAUACUAACCAUAAACGCCAUAUGUACUUUGAAACUGUGCUUGGCUGCUGUGAUAGUUGCCACUCUUCACUCUGGCCGGGAAGAAAUCCUUCCUGAAGCAACAACACGAAACAAACUUUAGCCAAAGCUAAUAUGAAGCUUCAGUAACGAGCUAGCUAAAAAUAGUCGAAAUCCAGACAGUCUGUGUCAGUUUCUUGCCAGAGUUUUGUCUGGUAAUCUACACUCGACUAUCACAGAGGGCUCAGAUGAAGCAAAACACAAAGAACUUAAGCAAAAAACACUUUGAAAGAUGUCAUUUUUAUUGCUUUUGCAGUACGUUAGCGUACAUGACAGUGUAUAAUGCACACAGCAUUACUGUUUUAAUAAACAGUUAUAUUUACUUGUGUAUCUAUAUGUAUACACUAUACCUUGUGAUGUUGCUGAGCCUUUUCUCAAGGAGCGAUAGAGUUACUGAAGUGUUUUUUUGUUUUGUUUUUAUUUUUAAGUUUUACUUACAUGGAUAUUCAAAAAGUUUUCACUGACAUGCAUUUAUCAUCUGUUUUGCAGUCCGUCAGAUGGUGGAGUGUCCUUAUGAGACUCGGUCAGACAGCUUCUACUUUGUCGAGAACAGACUGGUCAUGCACAACAAGGCAGAUUAUGCUUACAACGGAGGACAGUGAUGUUUGCCUGCUUGCGUGCAACCACACACACAAAC